CUAAAUGUCCUCAAUAGAUGGCAGUGGUGUUGCUGACUGUGAAUGUUUGAUGUCUAAAGUAUGGAGUGUUUAGGUGUGAUAGUGUUUAUACCAUAUUAAUUUGUAAAUGUUUGAAGAUAACUUUCCGGUUUGGGAGCGAGAUGGGGAAACUGCUCUCCAAGAUCUUCGGCAACAAGGAGAUGAGGAUAUUGAUGUUAGGAUUAGACGCUGCCGGCAAGACCACAAUACUUUACAAAUUGAAACUAGGUCAAUCAGUUACUACAAUUCCCACUGUAGGGUUCAACGUAGAGACUGUCACUUACAAAAAUGUUAAAUUCAAUGUGUGGGAUGUUGGAGGGCAGGAUAAAAUAAGGCCACUGUGGCGCCAUUACUAUACUGGCACACAGGGACUAAUAUUUGUGGUGGAUUGUGCGGACAGAGACAGAAUAGACGAGGCCAGGCAAGAGCUGCAUCGCAUCAUCAACGACAGAGAGAUGAGGGAUGCAAUUAUCCUGAUAUUUGCCAACAAACAGGACCUGCCAGACGGUAAGACGGUUAGCACCUUCUUUCUUUAGGGAAUUAUAUCCAAU
This is a messenger RNA of Homalodisca vitripennis (glassy-winged sharpshooter), 569 nucleotides long. RefSeq names its product ADP-ribosylation factor 6-like. Gene Ontology annotation, biological process: intracellular protein transport; vesicle-mediated transport. Gene Ontology annotation, molecular function: GTPase activity; GTP binding. The record is from RefSeq and is a predicted model, not a curated record. The coding region runs from base 141 to 554 and encodes 137 amino acids. Lineage: Eukaryota; Metazoa; Arthropoda; Insecta; Hemiptera; Cicadellidae. The transcript is spliced from 4 exons. Gene Ontology annotation, cellular component: cytoplasm.